CAGCUGUAGGUGGAUGUGAACUUCCUCGUAGGGAUUUACUUUAUGUCAACAAAGCCGGAGGCAGAGUUCAGCCAACGCGACGUGUCUCUGGAAAACCCCGGUACCGGUUAAAAAGUCCAAGUCUCCCGGCUUUGUUGAUUCUCUUCUUUAGUGUCAGUUGUUUCUGGGUGUAAAAUGACUUUCUGUAGACUUCUCUCGGUGGCUCUUAUACCGAUUUGUUGGGUGUUCGUGUCUGUGUCGGAGGAAUUGACCAAUCCGGCCGCCGGCAUCACCUCGGCGCCCAGACCCGCCGUGACUAACAGCAGCGCGGUGAACUCCACACACAGCGGCGGUAAGAACCGCGGAGGGCUGUUCGGUGUGGACAGCUCGAUGAUCCAGAGGGCCCUGUACGUCCUCAUAGGCAUCACCAUGAUCGGAGUCCUCUACUUCCUCAUCCGAGCCGUGCGGCUGAAGAAACCCGCCCAGAGGAAGAAGUACGGUCUGCUGUCAAACUACGACGACUCUGUGGAGAUGGAGGCGGUGGAGAGCGACGAGGACGACACUGUGUAUGAAGCUCGCAGCCUCCGCAGAUGAGUCCGGCUGCAGUUUCUUUGUCACCUGACGGAUGGGACGGGUGGAGACCUGCUGCUGUUUUCUGCCCUCUGUGAAGCCUGUCAGGUGAUAUUGAUUAUGGAUUAGGAGAGAGAGGACUGACCAGUGACGACUGGAGGAAGAUAAAUGGACCAAAUAUCAUCAUCAUCAUUAGUGCUAUUAUUGUUAUUGCAGAUAAAUGCCAAAGCUAUGAGCUGCUCCAGAGGCUGAGCAGGUUAAUAAAUGUUUUUUUUUUUUUUUAUUGUCGUAUUGGAUGAUGCAAGCGUGGUGGUGAAGUCGCUCUGUCGUCAUGGAGGAGCAGGAUGCUCUCUCUCUCUCUAUGCUCUCUCUCUCUCUCUCUCUCUCUCUCUCUCUCUCCCCCCUGCGGGUCAUCAUGAGGCCAAAUUUCCCUCCUCUGUGUGGAAUUAUUAUUAUUUCAAAGUCUUUUUCUAAGAAUUCUUUUGUCUUUCUUUUUCAUUCGGAGCUCUGACUGUGUGCUUUAACUACUGUGAACUGAUAAACCUGCAGAGUGCUGAUCUGUUUAGACAGCAGCAGCGAUUGAUCUGGAUUUUUUCCUCCUUGCGGACUGUGACCCUCCACGCUGCACAGACCUGAACCGGACGCCUUUAAAGGAGCUCAGAUGUGACAGCGUGAACAUCAUCUCCAGCUUCGUUUCCUGUGUCUGGUGACAGGACACGUUCAGGCUGAAACGGGCUCUUAGAGCUAAAUGAUGGGUUUGGAGGUUAACCUCCCUUUUUCCGGUGUUUGUUGUGUUUAUUUCCUGUCUCAUCCGGUGACACUUCAUUUUAUGGUGCCAUCACUUUCUCACAAUUCCAGAGGAACUUUUCUAGAAAGAAUGAAUCUUUAUUCAUAAUUCACUGAAACUUUUUUCUCUCAUAUGUUGAGUUAAUAUUCGUACAUACUCAGCUGCUGUGCACCACCUGAAACUACAUCCAUAUUUAAUAUUUAAUUGCUUCAAAUCAAGUGCAAAAAUUGAACUCUCUGUAUUUUCCUCACAAUAAAUUCCAAAGGAAAGGCUUCUUUCUAAAAAAAAAAAUGUCUUGGAAAUAAUCUGAAAAAAUGUACCCAUCAGACGAAGGCCUUCCUGUGAGACUGUGGUUUAAAGAGAGUAAAGCAGCAGCUCAGUGAUGAUCAGACCAGCGUUUGUCUCUGUAUGUUUCAUCAAAGGUUUACAACUGUUAGAAAACACCAGACCUGCAAACCUUUGAUUCACAUGCAUUUAAGAGUAAAAUCAUUAAAGUGUUUUAUAUUUGAA
This is a messenger RNA of Toxotes jaculatrix (banded archerfish), 1846 nucleotides long. It is a transcript of the gene fam174c, whose product is annotated as family with sequence similarity 174 member C. The record is from RefSeq and is a predicted model, not a curated record. Lineage: Eukaryota; Metazoa; Chordata; Actinopteri; Toxotidae. Gene Ontology annotation, cellular component: extracellular region. Bases 175 to 573 code for a protein of 132 amino acids. The transcript is spliced from 3 exons.